UUUUUCAGAACUGAUUGAAGAAUAUUAUUUGAUACUACUAAAAAUAUUUCACAUGAUCGUUGCACAAAGGGAUGUUACUACAAAUCUCGAUCACUGUCUCAUGACCCAGCCACUAGUACGCACCAUCGAAGACUGCUCUAUGUAGCGCCUAUGCCAGUACGAUCAUCGAUGAUUAAUGUGGAAGACUGUUAGUGCGAGCAUAGAAAAUGCAAGAAAGGAUAGAGAAAUAAUGCACCACGGAAUUAUGCACAUUGGAUAAUAAGCAGGUGUGGUCAUGUAACGUAAACUAUGCAGCUUGAUCGUGGCACUGGGGUUGAAGAGACUGCCGUUGCUAGUACAGAAACGACAAACACAACAUGAAGUCUCAAGAUACGAAAGAUGACAUCGAGUAUUAUUUAGGCUUCAUUUUAAAAUCGUUGCAUACAGCAGGUUUGAAGCUCAGUAUAAGCAGGAAAACUGAUGAAUUCAAGUUUUAUCAUAAAUUACCAACCAUUAUAGGAUGCUCAAUAGGAAUAAUCAUAUUUUUCUUACAAAUCUAUUUUAUUCGAGAUGCUUUGCAUAACCACACGAUACUACCAAUACAAAUCAUCAGCCAGGUCAUUACCAAUCUUCAGUCAAUAAGCAAGGGUUUUCUGGUCGUACUGAAAAUAAACAAAAUACAACGAAUACUGGAACAAAUAGGAGUUCUUUGGAAGUCGUAUACGCCAGAUGAAAGUAAUCGCGCAACAUUAUAUAGUAUACUGCAGCGCACUCUAUCCAUUUGUAAGACUUACUGUGCCGUAUUAUUCGUAACUCUACUAAUCUAUUACUUACAACCAAUAGCAAAUUUUUUGGUACAAUACAGAGAACGAAAUGGCUUAAACCACACGUAUGACUAUACGAAGACGCUUUUGAUAAUAAAAGUUCCUUUUCAAGUAACCCUGAAAAGAUACUUUUUUAUAAUUUCUCAUGAAGCUGUUUUAUUGUAUACGAGUGCUUUAUACUGGGGAGUCAGCGAUACAUUUUUUGCCUGUUUUACUACGCAAAUAUGUUAUCAUUUUAAGAUUUUAAAGUAUUACACUAAAGUUUUUUUUGAUGUAAAGAAUAAUAAUUCUCGUUUGAAUUUGGUAACUUUAAUAAAAAGACACCAAGACCUUUUAAGACUGUGCGAGUUAACGGAAGAUGUUUUUAGCCCGAUAAUCUUCUCAACCAUGUUAUCUUCCGCUAUGAAUUUAUGCGUCAACGUGAUUGGAGUUAGAGAGACAAUCUCAAAUGGAUCAUAUCGACAGACAGGAAUGCAUCUAUUUUUAUUCGUGAUUACAUUUAUACAAAUAUUGUUCUAUUGUACUUUUGCAGAGGCAAUGACGGAAGAGGCCUGUACACUGGCUGACUUAGCAUACAACUUAGAAUGGACAUCAAAGGAUUACAAGCUUCGGUGUUAUAUCCAAGUGAUCAUAUUAAGAGCCCAAAAACCAAUUUACUGUACGGCUUAUGGCUUCUUCCCAAUUGGAAUUCAGAAGCUUACCUCAGUUAUAAAUGCGUCAUUUUCAUAUUAUAUGAUGCUACAAACAGUGAGUUAAAAAUUUGAUGCCUAUAUGUAAUCAAUUUAUUCCACGCAGAGCUAAAAAAAUUAGCUAUGCGCAUGUACUCAAUUUGUUUAACAUAAAAAUUGCAGCAAUGUACAUAUGUGUAUACAUCGGUAAAUAAAACAUAACACAUGAAUAUAGAAGCUCUGAUAUUUUUCU
This is a messenger RNA of Nasonia vitripennis (jewel wasp), 1724 nucleotides long. RefSeq names its product odorant receptor 281 (gene Or281). Gene Ontology annotation, biological process: sensory perception of smell; detection of chemical stimulus involved in sensory perception of smell. NCBI's taxonomy places the organism in Eukaryota, Metazoa, Arthropoda, Insecta, Hymenoptera, Pteromalidae. The transcript is spliced from 9 exons. The record is from RefSeq and is a predicted model, not a curated record. Gene Ontology annotation, cellular component: plasma membrane. Gene Ontology annotation, molecular function: odorant binding; olfactory receptor activity. Bases 357 to 1559 code for a protein of 400 amino acids.